UAUAAUUUUUGUAUCUGUCUUGUUGUGUGGAUUAGAAAUUCAGCUGAGAGCAAAAUGUCUGUUUUCAUAAAUUUCGUCUAAAAAUAUUUACCUUAUUCUUCUGUAAAAUAACACGUCUUUGUACUUUGUUAUUGCUCAGUUACAUAAAUUGAGACUAGAACGUGUUAUUUGUAACUAUCCAAGUUAAAUUGUGAUCACAACAUCAUGGAUUCGUGUCUCGGAGUUGAACAAGAUUUAGACAAAGCUUUAUCGAAGUUUAAGUCUCUAAAUGAUAACUCUAGUAAAUUGCUACAGAAUAUUAUAGAUCAAGUGGAAGAAAUAAGGCAAGAAAUAACCAAACAUGCAGAUGACACUCAGCUGACUCCAGCACAGGCCAUGCUGAUCAGUGAUUUGGCUGCAACAGUCAAAACAACCACUGCCCAAAUGUCUACAGGUAAUUAUCACAGAGAACUGCACGCAACAGUUUCAAGGGUGGGCAAGUCCAUUGACAGGCACUUCAUUGCUGAUUAUGCAUCAGUAGCUCCAAAGGCAGAGUCCUUCUGUAAUGACGUCAACAGGCCUAUCAUGGAACAGGCCAUAGCUCAACAUUUGUAUAGACAGGGUCUUGAAGACGUGGGCGAUGCUUUCGUAUCGGAGGCUAAAAUAACGGGCGUGGAGCGCACUUGUACGUUUGCGUUGCUGCAACGUUGCGCGGCCGCGCUGGCUGAGGGCGAUCCCAGCGCCGCCCUCAACUGGGCCGAGCGCAGGGCACAUGAACUCCACAACUCACCUCUACCAUUCACCUUACAUAGAAUGCAGGCGCUUAAGUUGGCCCGCGAGCAGGGCGUGGGCGCGGCGAUAGAGUACGCGCGGCGGCAGUUCCCGCUGCACGCGGCGCGGCACGAGCGCGCGCUGCAGGCCGCCGUCUGCGCGCUCGCCUGGUGCACGCCCGGCGCCGGGCCCGCGCCGCCCAUCUACCAACAUCUACUCGACCCUAAGGCACUCGGAGCGGAGGCUGCGGAGUUGUUCAUAAAGGAGGCGUGCGGUCUGCUCCGCCUGGCGCCGCUGUCCCCGCUGGCGGGCGGCGUGCUGGCCGGCGCGCGCGUGUUGCCCGCGUUGCACGAUAUACGCUCCAAGAUGUCGCACCCACACGUCAUCGCCGCCUGGUCCGAUGAUGAACUGCCUUUCGAGGUGGACCUGGGCGAGGACGGCGGCGGCUACCACUCGGUGUUCGCGUGCCCCAUCCUGCGCCAGCAGGCCUCGGAGCAGAACCCGCCGAUGCGGCUCCUGUGUGGACACGUCAUCUCCAGGGACGCGCUCAACAAACUGGCCAUGGGGGCAAAAGUCUAUCCGUUGAGGUUGAAGUGCCCCUAUUGCCCGAUGGAGCAGUCGCCGUCUGAAGCCCGACAGAUAUACUUCUCGUGAACACACAAAACUGGAACAUUACCCACAUGGAAUCAGUUUCACAGAUAGCACAAGAGAAUGAACUUACCACAAAUAAACUGUGUUUGCACUGAAUCAGUAACCGCUCCGUAAUUUCAACCGUUUAUACCACUUUACUAGUGAAUGUUAAGCUAUUCCAACUGUUAUUACUUUGAAAUAAAGUUGAAAAUCUAUCAGAAAAUAUAACGGUUCGACGUAAGUUACCAUGCACAAUCGUCUGCAGUUUAAAAGUAUUAGGUAACUGUGUUGCCUAAUAACUAAUUUGGAUAUUUUCAACUCUCAAUCAAUUUACUUUUGAUUUCUGAUAUUUAGCACGGGAAUAAAACCGUUGCCGUGAUUCGCCUACAAAUUAUAGGUGAAUUAACAUAACAGGUAGAUUUUGUAUCAACAUAACUAAGAUAUUUUAAAUGCUCAAUGGGAUUUCACUAGUGUGCAUGUGGUAUAAACAAUACUCCAGACUUUGAUUAUAAUAAAAUUUACGUAAAUGAUGAUGCGUGAAAUGUAUAAUUUACUAAAAUGCCCAGUGCAUUACCUGUGUGUAGAAACUUGCUUCACUGCCAACAAAACAAAAAUAGUAUUGAACAUGAAUUAUAAUAAUUCUCUAAAACGGUUCUACAAUGAUCUUGUUAGUAAAUCAGCGCGCUACCACAAAAUCAAAGACUUUAGAAUUAGUAGCAGGACUGAGAAAACAUUUUGAUAAAUACUAAUCAUUAUUUUUAGCUUAUAAAAUUAGAGGUUAUUAGGCUUAUUUUUUAUAUUUGACGGUUGAGAAAAUUAGAAAAAAAGGAGUGUUGCUAUAUGCAAAAUAAAAAAUGGCAGCAGAAAGAUUAGUCAAAAAAAGAAUUGUCUUUGAUCUAAAUAUUUUUUUAAUAGAUGACGUAUGAAUGGUUUUGAAUAGCUGAGUUUUGUUGUACCUACUUGUAGUUUUGUGCAAUACAUAUACAACAUCCGAAUUAUAACAAUAAAGGACAUUAUUUUGGAAAAAAAAUAACACAUUUCUAAGCACAUAGAUGAAGAGAAAAGCACAGUCAUUCGGUGCAUCAGACUUAAAAUUUAAUUUAGUUCUAUAAUAGGUUAACUAAAGUUGGUCUCGAAGGAAAUAAAUCCUUUAUAGCGACGAUAAGUCAUGAUGGAAAUAAUAAUAUUGUAAUAAAUGUUAAAUAGGGUAGAAAACAUUAUAAUGUAAUUUUAAGACAGAAUAUUAUUAUUGUUUACGUACUGACUGGUUGUUAGAGCCAUGCUUUUGUUCUUUUUGUAAUAAAAUGGAUUCAGUAUUUCA
Spodoptera frugiperda (fall armyworm) is the source of this 2701-nucleotide messenger RNA. RefSeq names its product E3 ubiquitin-protein ligase RMND5A (gene Sou). Gene Ontology annotation, biological process: proteasome-mediated ubiquitin-dependent protein catabolic process. Gene Ontology annotation, cellular component: nucleus; GID complex; cytoplasm. The coding region runs from base 205 to 1404 and encodes 399 amino acids. Lineage: Eukaryota; Metazoa; Arthropoda; Insecta; Lepidoptera; Noctuidae. The transcript has 9 exons. Gene Ontology annotation, molecular function: protein binding; ubiquitin protein ligase activity. The record is from RefSeq and is a predicted model, not a curated record.